Linum trigynum is the source of this 2375-nucleotide messenger RNA. Lineage: Eukaryota; Viridiplantae; Streptophyta; Magnoliopsida; Malpighiales; Linaceae. The record is from the annotation of a GenBank genome assembly.
CAUCUCCAAUUCUCUCCAUCACAUCCACAAAUUAACAUCUCCGCCAUUUGCACCAAAAUGGCAUCCCUCCUCAAGCUCUUCAUCUCCAUCCUCGCCACAACCCUACUCGCCACCUCCCAACUCGCAAACUCCGGCGACCCCGACAUCCUCUCCGACUUCAUCCUCCCACCGGACCUCCCCGAACCCGACGAGCACUUCUUCACGUUCAACGGCACACGUGGCAUCUUCGACGCCACCUCCGACUCCCCCGACCAGCAAAAAACCACCAAGCUCACAAAAAUCACCAUGGAAGAGUUCCCCGCCCUCAACGGGCAGGGCGUCUCCCUCGCCGUCCUCCAGCUCCCCGUGGGGUGCACCUACCCUCCCCACAGCCACCCACGCGCCGCCGAGAUCAUCCUCGUCGUCCGCGGCAGCAUCACGGUCGGGCUCGUCGGCUCCGACGACGGCGACUGCCUCUACACCCAGACGCUUGAGGCUGGGGACAUGUUCGUGUUCCCUAAGGGGCUCGUACACUUCCAGCAGAACGCCGGGGAGGAGGACGUCAUUGCUGUUUCGGCGUACGGCAGUGCGAACGCGGGACAGGUGUCGAUCCCGGAUUCGGUGUUCGGGAGCGGGAUCGAGGAUGGGAUGUUGGCGGAUGCGUUCAGGACUAACAUCACCGUUGUUCAGGAUAUCAAGGCUGGGUUUCAGUAGCAAGAACUAUAUAUAUAUUUAUGUAAUACCAUAAAUAAGGCCUUUUAUAUUCCAAUGGCUAGUUUCAAUAUCUUGUAAUGUUCAUUUUUAUCUUAAUUAAAUGUGUGUAACAUUUUUAGCAUAUCGUGGAAUCGAGUUUCAGGUUGUUAAUUAGUACUGCAAAUUUGGUGUAUCUCGCAUUUCGUACGUUGUUCUUCAGAUCGAUUGACAAGGUUUUUUUUUUUCUUUUUUUUCUUCAUGUAGUCAUGUGAGAGGGAUGAGGCAACGGAAACCUGGUGGGAUUGUGGUUGUUAAUUUUGUUUGUUAAAUUAUUGUUUGUCAGCUGCGCCAAACGUGUUGGAGAGGUUAAAAAGAACGUGGAGAAAUUGUUAAGUAGGAAUUUUUUCUGGUGGAGUUAUUUGAUGGGGUUUGGGUAUGUCAUCUACUUGCAGUUGCAGAGGCAAUGCUGUUACAACACAAGGGUGGCAUGCAUGGCUGGUGGCUGCAUGAAAAUGCUGUUACAAUACAAGAGUUUGGUCUAAUUAAGUAGUAUUAUCGUUGGUUUUCAACCCAAAAGGUCUAAAGUUUGAAGUUUGUUAACCAACACUUAAUUAACAAUAAAAACAAACCUAUGUCACACCAGUAAAAAAAGGGUAAUGAUAUUCUAAUAAGCAUUUUGAUUUCUUACGAAACAAGUGGCAGCUUUUAUAGGAUGUCCAUUUUUUUCCUACCCGGAGGAGCCUGUAAAGAGGGAUGGCGGAUUCAAUCUGAUCCGUUUUAUCCGGUGUUAUUAAAACCGGACCGAGCCGGCCGAUUGGACCGCUAAAGCCGCCAUUCGGGCUUAAAACCAACUCGGGGCAAUCAUUUAGCCGCUACGAUUUUAUGGAGCGGCCGGCGAGAGGCCGAGGCGGUUAACCGCUCGAGUCGCUUGAACCGGUCGCUCGGUUUUCCCCUUCCGGUCGUUAUUUUUAAUAAAAAAACUGAAAAAGAAAAUCGAAAAUUGAAAACAAAAGGCAAAAUCGUGGGGCUGGGAAAGAAACGCUAACUCUAAUUCAAUUUUCGUCUUCGACUCUUCGUGAACAAAGGGAGAAGAGCGGCGCCAAACCCUGCCACCGUCAACACUUCCCGUCAUGGCUUCCCGUCGCCAUCCCCAGUCAGCGUAGCAGCUCCUAGUUCACAAUCGCCAGUUUACGUCCCCAUCCCCUCUUCCCGUAGCAACUCCUCCGCUCCGUCGUCACUUCACUUCCCGGCGCUUCCCGUCGCCAUCCCCUGUCCCUAUAGUCGCUCCCUGCUUGCAUGUUUUGGAAUUGUUAAGAGUGUAUUUUACUAAUUUAGUCAUGGUUUACCAUGAUUAAGAAGUGUUCACGUACUAUUUAUACUGAUUGUUUAUUAGGUACUGGCUUUCUAACGGUUUAAUACCGGUUAAACCGCUAAAGACCGAGUCAUUCACAUUAUCGGGUCAUACUCCGAUUCGCUUUUGACAACAUUAGUUUUAUCCGAUUUGUUUGGCUUGUUUUAGUGUGGGUAGUACCUGCCCUUUAGAUGGGGCGGGCCACGUAUGUGUACUCUUCUCAACUUGAUUUUCUCUAAUCCGCCUCAUUCUCGACCCAUUUUUGUCUAAAUUACAUGUAAUAUUACUCAAAUAACUUAGGACUUUACUUUUAUUACCACAGAUUUAGCUACAAUGAAGUUGUAAAUAGGUG